UGUCUUAAAGGCGGGAUGGUGUUCGGAAAGCCGAGUGGCGAUUGGCCGAAGCGUCUGCGAGGCCGGCGGUCGGCAAGAAAGGCGGUCUACGAUUGGCCGACGGCAGCACGGACGCCGGUUACCGCUUCGUUUAACAAAGAGGCCGGUCGUUUCUUCGGCGGCGACUCUCCACAAGCUCUUCGCUUCUCCAUUCGACACGUCGAAAGGAGCCGUGUCGGCCGGCCGCUCGAUAGGCCAGCAAAGAGGAGAAUUACGGGGGCUAGCAUGGUCCAACGGCGGCGGCAACAACAGCAGAGACGGCAGCAUGGCGGCAAAGAGGCGCCUUCGUCGGUGGCGGCUCACAUCAAACGGCCCAUGAACGCCUUCAUGGUUUGGUCCAAAAUGGAGCGCAGGAAGAUCAUGGAGCAGUCGCCUGAAGUGCACAACGCCGAGAUUUCCAAGCGGCUGGGCAAACGCUGGAAGUCUUUGGACAAAUCCGAGAAGGUUCCGUUCGUUCGCGAGGCCGAGCGGCUCCGCCUACAGCACAUGGCCGACCACCCUGACUACAAGUACCGACCCAAGAAGAAGGGCAAGACGGCCCACACUAGCGUCCGAGGAGGCGCCAAGCAGCAGCGAGCUCGGCCCGAGCCGGGAGGCCGCUUCGUGCUCAAGCGGGACUUUAGUGACUCGGAAGAUGAAGAGGAACCCGCACAGGAUUCGACCUGGCUCCUCUUCCAGAACACUACGCGCCAGCUGUCCGCCGGAACCUUCUUUCUGGACACGUCUUCUUCGUCGUCGUCGUGCUGCGGGGACGAGCGGGACCUAGAGCCGCUCAGCCCCCCCGCCUCAGAACCGGUCAACAUCAGCUUCUCUCUAGUCGACAAGGAUUUGGAUAAGGACCCGAGCGCCUUCGAGCGGGGCCACGGCUCCCACUUUGACUUCCCGGACUACUUCACGCCCGAACUCAGCCGAAUGAUAACCGGGGACUUCUCGGACCUUGUGUUCACCUUCUGAACCGGGCCGGGACUUUGUUGUUCCUGAAGCGACCCCUACCAACUGUUUUUGUAUGGUUUUUCUUCACGCACUCGUUGCGGUUUGCUGUAGAAGUGCGUGAAUGUUUUGAGUUGGUCACGUUACAGCAUUAGAGUUCUGCUUCCUGUUUUGUCAAAUUUGAAAGGAAACGUUAGACAAAUGGCCAAUAAAUAAGGAUGCGACA
Molecule: messenger RNA, 1195 nt
Organism: Corythoichthys intestinalis (scribbled pipefish)
Lineage: Eukaryota; Metazoa; Chordata; Actinopteri; Syngnathiformes; Syngnathidae
Product: transcription factor SOX-12-like
Exons: 1
Coding region: 16-993 (325 amino acids)
Biological process (GO): neuron differentiation; negative regulation of transcription by RNA polymerase II; positive regulation of transcription by RNA polymerase II
Molecular function (GO): RNA polymerase II cis-regulatory region sequence-specific DNA binding; DNA-binding transcription activator activity, RNA polymerase II-specific
Source: RefSeq, a predicted model, not a curated record